CAUAAACAGUCCGAGUGAAUUCCUCUCUACAACCAUGCGUCUUGUGAAGAACAAGAUCGAGCAUGAUGGCUCCGGCACUGUCACAUUAUUCCCGGAAGAGCCCGAAGAUAUGUGGCACGCAUACAACCUCAUUCGACCCGGAGACCUUCUACGCGCAAGUGCUAUCCGCCGAGUCACUACCACCCAAGAUACCGGAUCAACCUCAUCCGCACGAGUACAUCUAAACCUUGAGAUCCGCGUGAAGAACCUUGAUUUCGAUCCUCAGAGCUCGCAGCUUCAUGUUUCGGGACAAAUUGUUAAUGAGACGGCGCAUACCAAGAUCGGACAAUUCCACACCCUUGAUCUGGAGUUGAAUCGCAAUUUCACAUUAGAAAAAGAUGUCGGCUCAGAUGGUGAGGGUGUUGGGUGGGACAGCAUUGCGGUGGAGAUGCUCAAGGAUGCUGUCGAUGAGGGCGGGAAACGUCGGGCAGAGGCCAUCGCCGUUGUAAUGCAAGAAGGACUGGCACAUAUCUGCUUCAUUGGCCAAUUCCAAACAAUAUUGAAGCAGAAAAUAGAGAUGUCUGUGCCGAGGAAACGACAGGGUGGAGGAGAUCAUGACAAAGGCAUGGGAAAAUUCUUCAAAGUCACACUCGAAACACUCCUCCGCCAAAUGGAAUUUAAUACCAGCAUUACUUCCGGCUCAAACAACGAGACCGUGAGACCUAUUCUACUAGCUUCACCCGGGUUUGUUGCCACGGGAUUCCACAAAUACAUUCAGGCAGAAGCAUCUACAACACCCGCCCUUAGAAGACUACUCUCCAGCGUCGUGGUUGUGCAUUCUGCAUCAGGGUACACAAACUCUCUAUCGGAGGUCCUCCAAUCUCCCGCCGUGAAGACACUUUUGGCCGAUACAAAGUACGCGCGUGAGACCAAGUUAAUGGACGAUUUCAUGGAUCAAUUACGCAAGGAGACGAACAAAGCUACAUACGGUCCACGCGAGGUCGAGUCAGCGGUGGACCAGGGCGCCGUCGGCCGUGGUGGUGGUGUGUUGAUCGUGUCCAACCGCUUAUUCAGAUCGCAAAAUAUUGCGGAACGGAAACGAUGGGUUGGACUCGUUGAUCGGGUCCGGGAUGUGGAAGGUGGUGAGGUCCGGAUUCUCAGCUCCGAUCACGAAAGUGGAAAGCGUCUGGAGGGACUUGGAGGUAUCGCGGCGCUUUUAACAUUCCCUGUCGGCGAUGAUGAUUUCUAUUCCGACGAGGAGGCCUAA
Penicillium pulvis is the source of this 1246-nucleotide messenger RNA. Its product is annotated as putative translation factor pelota. Gene Ontology annotation, cellular component: cytoplasm. The record is from RefSeq and is a predicted model, not a curated record. Lineage: Eukaryota; Fungi; Ascomycota; Eurotiomycetes; Eurotiales; Aspergillaceae. Bases 35 to 1246 code for a protein of 403 amino acids. The transcript is spliced from 3 exons. Gene Ontology annotation, biological process: nonfunctional rRNA decay; nuclear-transcribed mRNA catabolic process, no-go decay; nuclear-transcribed mRNA catabolic process, non-stop decay.